Messenger RNA from Paramecium tetraurelia, 744 nucleotides. RefSeq lists its product as uncharacterized. Lineage: Eukaryota; Ciliophora; Oligohymenophorea; Peniculida; Parameciidae. The record is from RefSeq and is a predicted model, not a curated record. The transcript is spliced from 2 exons.
AUGAACGUUGCUGAAAUAGGCGAACUAAAAAAACAAUUGACUAAGGCUUUAACUGAAAAUGCCCAUUUGAUGCAAAAGAACCAGUUGUUAGAAUUAAAGUUAAAGGAGACAGAAGAACGCAAUUGUAAUAUAUAAAAAAUGAAUGGAACUAUUAUGCAUGUACUAAAUGAUUUGAAUGUGUAAAAUAAUCGACCUUCCACUGAGAUUUUAAAAUAAUAGGAUUAAUUCAAUAUGAAAUUGAUGUAAUGUCAAAAAAGAAUCGAGUCCUACGAAUCUUAAAUUAAGAAUUUAUAGACUCAAUUGCAAGAAGCACUCAUUUCUAAGAAUGAACAAACUCAAAGAAUAACGCAAUUACAAGAGCAUGAUUCAUAAUUGCUUAAAUAGAUAGGGGCUCUUGAAUCAUCUGUUAAAACAUUGACUGGACAAUUGUAGUUGCAAAGUAAACAAACUUAAGAGUUUUCAUAAUAAUUGGAGGAUGUUGAAUUUGAGAGUCAAAAAGCCAAAUUUUCAUAGAGUGUCAAGAUCGAAGAAUUAAAUGAGGAGAACAUGAAAUUAAAAGAAGAAUUGAAGUCUCUUAUGGGAUAAUACUUAAGAAAGACUUCCUCUUCCAUGUAAAGCAGUAUGCCAGCUUCACCUUAAAAUGUGAAAUUAUUACCAGCACCACCACAGACCACCACCACUCCAAUUUCUAAGAAGCAGACACCUAAGAAGAGAACUACAACAAUCUCUCAAUGGAAGAAAUGA